Molecule: messenger RNA, 642 nt
Organism: Porites evermanni
Lineage: Eukaryota; Metazoa; Cnidaria; Anthozoa; Scleractinia; Poritidae
Source: the annotation of a GenBank genome assembly
AUGGACCCAAGGUGGAAACACCCAUUUCCUGCUAUUGUAGCUGGCCCCACUUGCUGUGGAAAAAGUCAUUUUGUCAAACACCUGUUGGAAUCUGGAGAAGAUUUAAUAGACGGAGCUCCUGAAAAUAUCAUUUGGUGUUAUGGAAUAUACCAACCGGCUUACGAUGAAAUGCUAAGGACUAUUCCCAACAUCACGUUCGUCGAAGGAGUUCCUGGUGAUUUAGAAUCUAUGAUAAACCCAACCAUUCGGAAUUUAGUGGUCAUUGAUGAUUUAAUGCAGGAGCUUAGCAAUGAUCGAAGAAUUACCAAUUUGUUUACUAAGGGCUGUUAUCACCGAAAUUUAAGUGUUAUUUUCAUUCUUCAAAAUAUUUUUCACCGGGGAAAAGAACUGAGAGAUAUGAGUUUGAAUUGCCAUUAUUUGGUGAUGUUCAAGUUCCCGCGAGAUAGCAGUCAAGUCAGUCACUUGGCGAAACAGAUGUUUCCCGGUCAUGUCAAAUACAUGCAAGAGGCGUUUCAGGAUGCGACAAAACGCCCUUAUGGCUACCUGAUAUGCGACCUCAAACCGGAAACACCUACCGACUUCCGGUUGCGCACAAACAUUUUCCCUGGGGAGACUCAGCUCGCCUAUGUCAGAAAGGUAUAA